UGGCAUUCAAAUUGAGACUCUGCGAUCGCAUCAUUCUGCCUGCGAUUCUGCAGGAGAAUGUGUUCGGGGCGUGCGUCACACUCUGCUUCACCUAAAGGAUGCCCAAGUUUGUGAGGCGUCAGCCUCUCACAGAGCGCAUCAAGGGCUACCUCAACCCCUACGAUUUCCUCCUGUGGCUGUCAGAGGAACUUGAGUCCAAUGGCUGGGAUCAACUUGAGAAGGAAUGGGCUGCACCAAUUGGUAUUGCGUUGAAUGUCAUCUUUGUCAUCGCGAGAGCCAAUUCCAAAUCCCAAACGACCAGUUAUGAUGAUGUGUUUGGCGAUGUGCCGGGAGUGGCGUGGACAACCUGGCUGGCUACCUUCAUUGUCCACUUCUUAACGCUGUUCUGCGCCGUCAAUGCUACCUACACCUUCUGGCGGAAAAGGCAUUACCGGCUGUUCGAAACAUCCGUCGACGACGUCCCGAGCACCCCUUCCGCCAAACGAGUCCGAGUCGAUUCCUCCCCAGUUUCCUCGUCUCCCUUACAGUUUCUUUCGCGUAUCAUUGGAACAGAGACAGCACAGUCAAGAGCACAUCCUGAUCCAACAAGAGACGUCUGGGAAGUCGCCAUCUGGGACCCCUUACCAAUAUCCCUACGCUUGUUCUGUUACUUCAGUCCUGGCCACAUCCUUGUUUACUGGCUUUUCCUACCCACUCUGUCUUCUGACCCUCGACCUAGCGUCACAAUUGCGACUGCCAUGUUCGUCGCACUGCUCCUCUCCGCGCAGCUCAUCUUCCUCCAGUCAAGCUACUCCGCUCAGGUCAAAGAUUCAGCCUUGAUCUCCAAAGAAGUAUUGCAUGAGUACGAUACAAAAUAUGUCAGACCACGGACUCAGCCACUGUACCGAGACGUAGGCACUCAGUUCAGUGAGCAAGCCUCAUACAGCCCAGCUCGUGAUGAGAGGUACAACAAGGUCGACGUCUACAAACCAAUGGUGGUGAUCAAUCGCGGGUUCAGACCGAAUCCAAACCCCAAUUACACGCAGUAUACAGAUCCCGAUACAGCGAUACCUGGCUCCAAUCUCCGACAACGAACAACCACCCCGGAUUUCCGUUCACCAAUUCACAAUGCCAACCCCGGCACAGCUGUGAGACCUCUGAUCGGAAUGCGGCAACCAAAUUUUCGACCAACAGCCACUGGUGGUGAGGGCGGAAGUCUUGGUGUAUACUCCCAUGCUGCCUCCCCUCUCCGGAAAAGUGCGUCUGCCCAAUUUUCUCGUGAGAAUAGGGUAACGAGUCCAGAAAAACGAGGGUCAAGCCCGGACAAGAGAAUGAGUGUGCCUGCUGCUGCUGUUUCUCAAAGAUGGGCUCAGUUCCAACCCGAUAAACACCGAAGAGAGAGCGGUCGGUUCUAAUAGAUGUACGAUUAUUCCAAAAAGCGAGAUACCCUUUCGUAAAUGGCUUCUACAGAGUCCCCAGUUCCUGCUCCUUGGGCGAAUCAAUUUCAGUUGUCCCUUCCGCCACUGCAUCAUGGCGCUUCCCGCGGAUAUUCCACCGUCAGGGUAACCGUCUUUCAAAAUACCACCGGCCAUGUGGCAUGGCGUCCUCCAAACCACGCCUGGUGCACAGACCAGUAUAUGGUAUGAAGUACAUAUCAUAGCAACCAUCUCCGGUUUCCCACGAUGCCUGGGAAGCAUCCACAUUCUUCCCCUGAAGUUUCACCCUCUUUUACCUCUCGUCUUGCCCACAAAUUCUCAUCCUCAAUAGGUUCAUUCACCAUCAAGAAGCAGACCUCACCAGAGAAAGGAGAAGGCAGUCCCUUCAGACAUCAGCGCUCAUUACGACACACUUCUAAGUUUUGCUACGAUCAAAUUACCUGUGACCAAGACCCAGGGAAACAAUGCACCAAUUUCUACUGUGACGGCAUCGACGACCAGCGACUACGCACCUCAGUAGAGCAGAGUGCCGAAUGCCAAUCGAUAUUCGAUGGAGAGUCUCACUUCCAGCGAGAUUUGCGAUCGCGUGGAUUGAACACUGCACCGGAGCUCGAUGCUGCACACGUUACCUCGGGUCACUCACGCCGCCGAGCUCGUGGCUUUGUCGGCGGUUACUCAAGUCAAGAAGCUAAGAAGUCUAGAGUGGAUAUCGAGCCGCUGAAGAAAGCGCAGGGUGAUAGCCCUGCGACUUGCUCGGAGAUGCAUCGCCUUGUCAGCAGCGAUGACUACCUGCUCGCUCGUGGCGCAAACCCCCGGACUGGAGUAGUCACACCUGGAUCGCACAGCGCUAGCAGCUCCAUUGAUCGGAAUCAAAACGACUUGUCAAGGAUCGGACGUCAAGGUCCCUCGAGUCGAUGGCGGCAAAGAGGAGACCAGUGGAUUAGCUUGGAUCUAGAUGAGCCAACGCCUCUAUCAGCGUCCGUGACAGAUGAACCUCUGGAACAUCAAUACCAAACCCUCAGGACUCCACAGAAGCUUGCGACCAAUGGGAGAAAAGCUUCAUUACUUGACCAUGGCGGUGUGCAAAGUGAUCACAAUGUCAACCCGUCCUACGGUCCUGCAGUGACAGUCCCACUGCAUCAGAAUGCGCCGGGAGUUGGCAUGGAACCAGAAGGCGUUCACAGUGGCGUCGAACAAGUCAAUUUGCAAGACAAUAUAAAGCUCAACAGCGCAAUUAAGCGGAAGCCUGUUGGGAGUCCUCCGAGUAGAAGCACCGCAGAGCUAGUUUCACAUCCUCAGCGAGGUACGAGCGGAAGCACGGACACCGUCCGAAAGAAUCCCAUAUUCAGCGGCGAGACUCGAUCCUCCUCGGCACCUGAUCCUCUAAAAGGACGCUUGUUCCGACCCCAACCUGUCGAGAAGAAUCUGCCGAGGAUUCCCACCCGCAGCUCAGACACUGGAAGUCAAACUGGAGACGACCCUUUUUUAGGGGUCCUCAAGACGGACCAGCAAGCAGACGUCCAAAAUUCAAAAACCUCAAACAUCUCUGGCCGUCAUACAGUCGAAAAAGAACUACCAUGUCUGCCGAUGAACAGUGGCCUAUCCCAGUCGAUGCCGGAACAGUUACCGUAUCCGACUACCCCGAAGGGAGAGAACGGAAUGAGCAUGACAGGACCUCUAAAUUCGUACUCCGCAGCCCCCCAGGGUCCGAGGGGAGGCGAUCUGGUAUACCCAUACAUUCGCACGCGGAAGCCAAUGUACCCGAUCCCCCCCCCAGCGAAACACAUCAAACC
This is a messenger RNA of Cladophialophora immunda, 3208 nucleotides long. RefSeq lists its product as uncharacterized. Bases 99 to 1394 code for a protein of 431 amino acids. The record is from RefSeq and is a predicted model, not a curated record. Gene Ontology annotation, biological process: maintenance of rDNA; regulation of exit from mitosis. Lineage: Eukaryota; Fungi; Ascomycota; Eurotiomycetes; Chaetothyriales; Herpotrichiellaceae. The transcript has 2 exons.